AUGGCCAUCGCUCGCCCCGUGAGGGCGCUGGGGCUGGCGGCCAUCCUGAUGUGGUUUUUCUUCAUCUACCAGAUCUUCCACUCGUCGAGCCGUAAGACAUACGGCGACCUGCCUCCCCACGAGCGGGAUCCCAACAUAGACCCGACGGGAGAACCCGAGGGCCUCUUAGUGCGCACAUCCGACGCGUAUGCGCCCAACGCCCAGAAGUCGGCGCGCAUCAAUGCCACACUGCUGGCCCUGGUGCGCAACGAGGAUCUCAAGACCAUGGUCGAGUCCAUGAUCGAUCUCGAGCGCACUUGGAACCACAAGUUCAACUACCCGUGGACCUUCUUCAACGAGGUCCCCUUUACAGAAGAAUUCAAGCGGAGGACAAGUGCGGCCACAAGCGCCGAGUGCAGAUAUGAACUGAUCCCCGCCGAGCACUGGGACGUGCCCGAGUGGAUUGACAUGAACCUGUACAAGGAGUCGGCCCAGAUCCUCAAGGACCAGGAGGUGAAGUACGCCGGCAUGCUCUCAUACAACAAGAUGUGCCGGUGGAACAGCGGCCUCUUCUACAAGCACCCGGCCAUGAAAGACAUGCAGUACUACUGGCGCGUCGAGCCCGAGGUGCACUUCUUCUGCGACGUCGACUACGACGUGUUCCGCUACAUGCAGGACAACAACAAGACGUACGGCUUCACCAUCAACCUGUACGACUCGCCCCAGUCCAUCCCCUCGCUCUGGCCCGAGACCCUCAAGUUCUUGGCCGACCACCCCGACUACGAGCACGCCAACAACGCCAAAGCCUGGCUGACGGACAACCUCCGCCGCCCCGACCACAACAAGAAGGCCAAAGGUUACUCCACCUGCCAUUUCUGGAGCAACUUUGAGAUUGCCGACCUGAGCUUCUGGCGGAGCAAGACAUACGAGGACUACUUCAACCACCUCGACCGCUCUGGCGGCUUCUUCUACGAGCGUUGGGGCGAUGCUCCAGUGCACAGCGUUGCCCUGGGGCUCUUUGAAGACGUCAGCCGCAUUCACUGGUUCCGCGACGUUGGCUAUCAGCAUAUCCCCUUCUUCAACUGCCCUAACUCGCCCAAAUGCAAGGGCUGCGUCACGGGCAGGCUGACCGACGGCGAGCCGUUCCUGUACAAGGAGGACUGCCGUCCUAACUGGUUCAAGUACGUCGGCAUGGGAUAA
Molecule: messenger RNA, 1179 nt
Organism: Lasiosphaeria miniovina
Lineage: Eukaryota; Fungi; Ascomycota; Sordariomycetes; Sordariales; Lasiosphaeriaceae
Product: glycolipid 2-alpha-mannosyltransferase-domain-containing protein
Exons: 4
Coding region: 1-1179 (392 amino acids)
Biological process (GO): protein N-linked glycosylation; protein O-linked glycosylation; cell wall mannoprotein biosynthetic process
Cellular component (GO): Golgi apparatus; membrane
Molecular function (GO): alpha-1,2-mannosyltransferase activity
Source: RefSeq, a predicted model, not a curated record